AUGAGUCUCAGCAAAGAAUAUAUUGUCCCCACGGAUAUGGCCGUCGCACGUCGCGGCGGUCCUCCCCGCAAUGGCUGUCAAUCCACCAUCAAAGUUUCGCAUGACCAACAACUUAGUUAUGAAUCAUUCGUGCUCGCGAAUGGCGAGAGCAAAGUUGAGAUGGAGAUCGAUACACGUAUUCCUUCCUCUGCCAUCUUCACUUUUAAUAAGGAAGAUCACACUCUUGGAAAUCUAAUUCGCUCCCGCCUCCUCCAAAACUCUCGUGUGCUUUUUGCUGCUUACAAGGUUCCUCACCCGCUUGUGCCGAAGUUCGAACUCAGGGUACAGACCGACGGUGAGAUCACUCCCAAAGAAGCCGUCGUUGCCGCGUGCCAUGAACUUGUUCGAGAUCUGGGUAUUUUGUCACGCGAAUUCACGAAGGAAUAUGAGCUACGGAAGAUGGUGGGAGCCACCCAGCAGCAGCAGGAUGGCCCAUCCUUCAUGCACCAAUCUUCAUACUCUCAAUUCCCACGCGCUCAGCAACCCCCCCCGCAUCAGCAACAGCAUCAGACGGGGUUUGCCGCCCAGCCUACCGGAUAUGGUUCCCAGUUGUCUGGAUUUGGAGGCUCUCAUCUGCAGCCUCAACCAACAGGAUUCUCUCCAGGGCAGUUACAACCCCAGGUCACCGGUUUCCCGCAGCCGCAGCAGCAACCUGGCAGCUUUCAGACUUCUGUGCAGCCAUCCCAGCUCACAGGGCUCCCCAUCCAGAGUCAACCUCCACAGCUCCAAGUCCCUUCGACUACCGGCUUGCCUGUUCGGCUGGCCCCUCAGACCUCAUCCGAGAUAGCAGACUCAUUCAGGGAUAGCGCUGGUGCCGCUCCACCCCCGCCCCCCAAAACCCCAGGAAGCAAGAUUCCCAACAUUCGGCUUUCGUUCAUUACCGCACAAGACCAGGCUAAGUUUGAGCAGCUCUUCAAAUCAGCUGUUGGGGAUAGUCAGACGAUGAGUGGAGAAAAGGCUAAAGAUCUCCUUCUGCGGUCAAGGCUUCCAGGGAGUGAUCUGUCAAAGAUAUGGAUCUUGUCGGAUACCACUAAGUCAGGCCAAUUGUUUUUCCCGGAAUUUGCUCUGGCUAUGUAUAUGUGCAACAUACGGAUCACUGGCAGAGAUUUGCCAGAUGCUCUCCCUGAGAAGAUCAAGAAUGAAGUCUCCAGUAUGGUAGACAUUAUUUCGUUUCAGGUUCCUGACACCCAACCACAGCCUACUAUCCCAACAAAUGUCCCAAGCUUUGAUGCGCCGUUAUUGGAGAACAAGUCUGCCCCUCCAGCUCCCCAACAACCGCAGCCUCAUCAGCCGACCAAUUCCCAGCUUCUGACGCAGCUCACAGCGCAACCAACUGGAUUUCUCGCCCAACCAGCUAACUUCCAGUCUGGUCAGGCAUCUUUCCCGGGCCAAAGCUCCAACCUCGUUGCGCAAGCUACAGGCUUUCCCGUGCAGCCCCAGCAACAGUUCCUACAGCCACAGCCAACAGGUAUGAUGGCCAAUCCUCAACCUACAGGCUAUAGUGGGCCCCGGCCCCCUUUGCCGCCGAUGCCCACUGGCUUUGGGUCCAGCCUUAGUCCAGCACAGACUGGCGGGAUUUCUGGCUUGGUCGCACAGCCUACUGGAGCCCCCGGUCAAUGGGGCUUUGUUAAUGCACCAUCUUCUGGAUUGCCUAAUAUAGAAGCCCUCAAGCAGCAACUUAUGCCCCAACCAGGCCGUGAGGGUGGCUUUUCAGCUGCUGGCCUUUCUGGAAAUGCCCACAUCCCUUGGGCAAUCACCAAGGAAGAGAAAAAGAUCUACGAUGAUUUGUUUCGGGCAUGGGACGGAUUCCAUAAAGGCUUUAUCGGUGGCGAUACUGCUAUUGAGAUCAUGGGACAAAGUGGCCUGGAUCGGAAAGACCUCGAGCGCAUUUGGACACUGGCUGAUCCCCACAAUAGGGGCCGGCUCAACAUGGAUGAAUUUGCUGUGGCCAUGCACCUAAUAUACAGAAAACUUAAUGGAUAUCCCGUCCCGAGUCGUCUCCCUCCGGAGCUAGUGCCACCAUCUACAAGAAAUCUCAAUGACUCUAUAGGUACUAUCAAGUCGAUGCUUUCUCAGGAUGCAGAAAGUCGAAAAGCGUCCGGCGCUUUCCUGCAACCGCAGAAAACCGGUGUCAGCUAUCUCAAGGAACAUUCAUUCCGUGGCGGUGGUGCAGUGUCUCCUGGACUUGGCCGCAAAGAUGCUACCUUGUUCAAAAACAACGACGAAGCUGCUGCCGGGUAUCGUUCUAGUGCCCGUCGCCGUGUUGGAAACACCGGUCGGACGCCUUCGCCUGCUGCGUCACAAACAUCGGAGGAAGAAUUGUCUAUUGAUCAACUGAAGAAGAAGAUCCGCGAGGCCCAAAUUAUGUUAGAUGCGGUCGACUUCCAGGACGAGAAUCGCUCCGAGGAAAACGAUGCCUUGGACCGUAGAGAUCGCCGGGAAGCGGAGAGCCUUAUGGAUCGAAUUCGGCGUGUGCAGGACGACAUAGACACACACCCGGAUGCAGCCUUCCGCAACCUUGACAACGGUGCCGAGCGAAGGUCCCUACGCCGUCAGCUUCAAUCUUAUGAGGACCAAGUUCCUCAAGUAGCGUCGGAUGUUCGACGUAUUGAACGAGAGAUUGCAGAAGCUAGACUUGAGCUGUUCCGCCUGGAGGACGCAAAGGCUCACCCUAACAGUGCAUCAAAUAUUGUGGGCACUGGACCUGGGGGCGCAGUGACAGAGGCGGAUCGUAUCAAGGCUCGUGCUCGCGCCAGAAUGCAAGCCCGUGCCGCCGAGCUCGCCGGACGGCCCGCCCCUUCCUCGCAAGACGAUGAUGGAGCCACGGCUCGACGAGUUGAAGCUCAGAGUGCUAAUAUUAAGUUAGACAGAGAAAAGAACGAUGCUAUGACUCGUGGCGUGGAGGACAGCGUUAAAGAGUUUUCUCGAAGCCUUGAGGAUAGCCUGAAGGAUGAGAAUGAGAAUUCAACACGCGAGCAUGAAAGGCGGCGGUGGGAAGAUGCCCUGGGGGUUGAGGAUGUGAUUCGAGACUUUAUUUAUGAUUUGAAACGUAGCAGCCGAACCGCCCAUGUUAGGAAAGAAGAGGAAUCGCGGUCGGCGCAGGAGGAGCGUUCUCGAUACGAAGAAUCAUCAGCUGCCAAGCCUUCUCCUCCGUCAAGGGGCUCCACUGGUUCUUUACCUGGCUCUACCCACGAGGACCGUGUUGCCGCCGCAAGAGAACGAGCGCAGAGGCGCAUUGCUGAACGGAUGGCAGCUGCUGGCCUCAAACCCAACAAUAACACGGGGGAAACUCUUCUCCAGCGUCAGGAGCGCGAGAAAAAAGAGCGCGAGGAGCGGUUGAAGCGUGCGGAGGAAGAAGAUGCUAGGCGUGAGCAAGAAAGGCAGCGCCGACUAGCCGAAGAACAAGGUGGCUCUACGGAACUAGUUAAGCCAACUGGCAAGAAGCCCCCGCCAGCACCACCUUCGAGACGGGGCCGUACAGACAGUGCCGGACAGGCUGAAGCUAAGAGGGCGGCAGAAGAAGUUGCCAAGGCAGAGCAGGCAGCCCGGGAGCAAACCAUGCGAGAGGAACAACAAGCACAAGAGGAGAGGAAACGCCUCGAGGAUGAUACCAUGCAACGUGAAGAAGAGUUCCAGAAAGAGAAAGAGUCACAGGAGGCCCGUCUCCGAGUACUUCAAGAACAAGUACAGCAAGGCAAGAUCAAAAAACAGGAAGCGAAGCGGCGGAAACAAGAAGCAGACCGACUAGCAAAAGAGCAGGAGGCAAGGCUUACUGCUCAGCGUGCUGAACUCGAGAUGGCCAAAGAACGGGAACGGCAGUUGCAACUGGAGUUGGAAGGCUUGGACGAGGGAAGCUCCUCUGACGAAGAAGGCCCCGAAAAUGUCACCCCUCAGCAUAGCACCCCAGUCCAAAGCCAGGUUCACACUGAAGUGAAGACUGCAGCGUCUGCUAUUCCCUCGGCUCCGGUUCCUGCUCCUGCUCCUGCUCCUGCACUAGGGUCGGAUGGGCUAUCUAGUCCGAGCGGCUCCCCAAGCAGCAACCGCAGUACCGGACUAUCUCACCUUAGUCCAGAGGCUGAGUCGAAGAACCCUUAUUUCAGAAGGAUCAGCCAGCCUACAGAGGGCCAAAUUGCUGCACCGCCACCUGUUCCUCAGGCCGCUAUCACUUCCCCUAAAGCUGAUGUUCAGUCUACUAACCCUUUCCAUCGUCUUGCACAGCAACAAGAGAGUGCGAAGCCUGCAUUUACAACAGCGGGACCAAUAGAACGCGUGUCUCGUGCACGUCCUGAGGCGGACGAUGACUGGUCUGCUGCAGGAUCAGACUUUGAUUCUUCUUCAGACGAUGACGAUGAUGAGCGGCCUGGUGGUGGUAGUGCGAAGCAGCUUGCAAGCAUUUUGUUCGGUACCAUGGCGCCGCCGCGGCCUCUGAGUGCGAUGGACGAGAAGUCCCCUUCAAAAUCGUCCACCCCUGUGCCAGAUACUCUUGCAGCUCCGUCAGCGGCGCCUGAGUCAGAUGGAACCUCGUCUAACCCUGCUGCUACUGCUGUUGCCUCUCCUCCACUACCACCUCCACCCCCACCGCCGCCCGCACCGGCUUUCUUAGCAGCGCCUGGCUCUGACCCUUCGAGUGCGCCCCCCCCACCGCCACAGCCUGCACCUCACAUGGCGCCCCCGCCUCCCGGCAUUCCUCCGCCACCCGCUCCUCCUGCUGCACCGGCAGGAGCAUCUGAUCGAAGUGCCCUACUAGCUUCGAUUCAAGCCGGUAAGGGGCUUAGGAAAGUCCAGACAAAUGAUCGGAGUACUAGCUCUACUGCAGGCCGUGUGCUAGGUUAG
Messenger RNA from Aspergillus alliaceus, 4872 nucleotides. It is a transcript of the gene pan1, whose product is annotated as actin cytoskeleton-regulatory complex protein PAN1. Gene Ontology annotation, cellular component: cytoplasm; RNA polymerase II, core complex; plasma membrane. Bases 1 to 4872 code for a protein of 1623 amino acids. Gene Ontology annotation, molecular function: DNA binding; calcium ion binding; actin binding. The record is from RefSeq and is a predicted model, not a curated record. NCBI's taxonomy places the organism in Eukaryota, Fungi, Ascomycota, Eurotiomycetes, Eurotiales, Aspergillaceae. The transcript is spliced from 7 exons. Gene Ontology annotation, biological process: transcription by RNA polymerase II; endocytosis; endosomal transport.